CCGCCUCCAACUUCUGGCAUCGAGCUCUGCUCGGCCACAAGAUUCUUUCCAAUGGAACAACAACAUGCACUAAAUAAUGUGCCUCCGGCAAGCGGCACACCGGCUGUGCCGUCGAAAGAACAAGCUUUAAAAUCGCUUGCUGAGGGUGGCAGUGGCGAUGGCUCCAUUUUCCAGCAGCUUACAAGCAAUCCAUUUUUUACUGCUGGCUUUGGCCUUGCAGGUCUCGGUGCUGCGCUGCGAAUUGGACAACAAGGAUUGAGGAGGGGUGGAGAGUUGCUCAAGAGACGUAUGCUGGUUGAUCUCGAGAUCACCAGACACGAUGAAUCUUAUCCGUGGGUUCUUAAUUGGAUGACACGGCAAUAUCAAAAGUCGCUUUCAGAAUCUCCUGAAAAUGUAAAACCUGGCAUGAUGGAAGCUCUUAUACGACGCUUCACACCGGGUUUGCAUCAUUUGCAAAUCAAGACAGCAAGCCAAAAAACACCUGGAGGCGCAUCACAUACACACUUUUCUCUGGUACCCGGGCACGGAAAACACAUCCUGAGAUUCAAGAAUGCCUUUAUCGCCGUGGAUAGACAAAGAGAGGGCAAAUCUUUUGACGCACAAGGUCAACCUUUCGAAACCAUCAAGCUCACCACGUUAUACGCACACCGUCACAUCUUCGAGGACAUGUUCUCAGAAGCACACUCACUGUCUAUGCAAAGUAUCGAGGGUAAGACUAUGGUCUAUACUUUGAGAAAUAUGCAAUGGAUGCCACUGGGAGACGCCAAGCGCAAACGACCUUUCGACUCUGUUGUGCUGGAGGAAGGUAUGGCAGAAAUGAUCCGAGACGAUGUCCAAGAGUUCUUGGCUGCACGUACUUGGUAUCUCGACCGCGGUAUUCCCUACCGCAGAGGUUAUCUCCUGCACGGCCCACCUGGAACUGGAAAAACUUCUUUUGUACAAGCAUUGGCUGGCGAACUGGACUUCAACAUCGCCAUGCUCAGCUUGAGUCAGCGUGGUCUUACUGACGACUUGCUCAACCAUCUGAUGCUAAACUUGCCGCCGCGCACUUUUGUCCUUCUCGAAGAUGCAGACGCAGCUUUCAACAAUAGAAGACAACGCGACGAGGACGGCUUUAGUGGAGCUACCGUCACCUUCUCUGGUCUGCUGAACGCUCUCGACGGCGUCGCCAGUGCAGAAGAACGCAUCGCUUUCAUGACAACUAACCACAUCGAGCGUCUCGACGAUGCACUCAUCCGACCUGGAAGAGUUGACAUGACAUUGCGUCUUGGUGAAGCGACACUUUGGCAAAUGGAACAAAUGUGGGACAGAUUCUACGCGCAAUUGGACACUGACGGAAGCAAGAGAGCCUUGUUCCUCGAGCGUGUCCAGCAAUAUGGUCUGGUCAACUCUGUUAGCACCGCUGCUUUGCAAGGAUUGUUCUUGUACAACAAGGAUGACCCUGAUGGUGCUGUGAAUAUGGUUGGACAACUACUCAUGGCAAAGACACCCACCAUGGAGGUGCCCAAGAAGAACUAG
Aureobasidium musti is the source of this 1518-nucleotide messenger RNA. NCBI's taxonomy places the organism in Eukaryota, Fungi, Ascomycota, Dothideomycetes, Dothideales, Saccotheciaceae. The record is from the annotation of a GenBank genome assembly.